AAUUGAAGUCUCAUAAUCCAAAGAAAGCACCUCAACAUAAAACUGCGAACGAUCAGCUCAUUCUCUCGCUCUCUCUCUCUCUCACUCUCUUCCAAUCCGGUCUCAACCGCAACGCACACUACGAUGUGUGAUCCAACAAAACCUUUAUCCCCCAAAGCGGAGUCUCCCGACCCAACCAACCAACCCAAUCUUUUCGUUCAAGCGGCGUAAGUAACGUACGUGGCCAAUCUGCACAAAACCACCAGAACCACCAGUGUUGAGGGCAGGCAAAUUACAGUUUGGUAAAUAUUUACAACUCGUACUUCACAUCGCCCGACGAGGGGUUGAAAUGAAGAAUACAAGAAGCACAUCCGUCUUCGCUGGCGCGCGCUUACAUACGAACAGGCAACCAAAAAAAAAAAAUCCCCAAUCGGACACUGACGUGAAUCCAUUCCUCGGAUCCAACAAGCGCCACCAAAGUGUGUGGCAAAUUUUUCCUUGCCUUUAUUCACGCAUUGAUCGUCGCAGUUGUUGGAGGGUUUUUCGCAAGUUGCUCACCAAUCUUUGUGAGCUUGUAGCGAGGAAAAAGUCAUUCUCUCGCGUGAUCGCGUUUUUCCCGAUUAGAUCUUUGGCACAGAACGCACAGAAAGGGUUCGCGUGGUGCAGUGUUCAGGUAUUCAGCAUCCCGUAUUUCUCUCCACGGAGCACGGAAUGAUCGCUAAUAAAGUGUCACGUGUAUUUGUGUAUGUGUGUGUGCGUGUAAAGAGUGGAUCAUUGUUUUACCAGCAUAUGAUCGUGAACGCGGAUCACUCUUGCGAUGGAUUAGCGCUUGACAAGUACACCUUCAACCUUAACGGAGUGGUGCCACAAACGUUCAAGUGGAUGGUUUUGGUUUCUUGUGUGGAAUAAUUUGUGUGUGCUAAAACGGUGCGAAAGUUUCAUCCAGUGCGUGUUGUCGUUUGCAAAACCGGUGCUCGGGACAGUGUUGAUUAGUUAGUUGAAUCGGCGCUCCUUUUUCAUUUUGCCACAGCUUAAAACACUUGCCCAACAAACGAGGCUGAUUUUUAUCAACUCUCACUAAUGAAUGGGGGUACACCUUGUAUCGAGGGUUGGAGAAAUGGGAAGCUUCGCAAGUGACGCAAUUGCGACGAAUUGCUAAUUAACACGCACACGCUGCGCUGUUUUAAUAUGUCGCGCAGGUUUGCUUCAAACAGUGCUUUGUGCUGUUGUGUUUUCAUUUUUCCGCAUGUGUUGUCGGUGUGUUUUGUGGUCAAAAAAUGCGCUCCUAUAAAUAUGGUUCCGGUAGGUUUGCAAAAAAAAAGAAAAAGAAAACGCAAAGGAAAAAUGAUGUUUAUCGACUUCGUUUGUGUGCGUUUUUUUUUUGCAAAUCUAAUCUUUUUGAACGCAACGCCUCGGUGUCAGAGCAUUAAACAUCACAUCGGAAUCGCAAAAACAGAAAGAAAAACGUGCCUUAUUUUUAGCAUUGCCGUUGUAGUGCCCAUCAGGCAGCACAGUUCAGGCAUGCCUUACGGUGAAGCAAAGAAGCGAAAGAGUGGAAGAACAUACAAACAUUAAUAUCAUUUUCAUGCGCAACGUGUUGGACGUGGAGGCUUGGACGACGUGGUGAUUUUUGGGGUGGAAUACGUUAAUGUGGAGCAGCAUCCCCCAACCACUGCGCGAGAGAGAGAGGGUGUGAGGGUGUAGUUUGCAGUUUCCACACACACGCACGCACACACGCACACCACGUUCGAAAAAGAGGAGUUUUUUUUGCGUUAUUCGAUGUACAGAGAAAGUGGUUAAGAAAUGAGCCUCCCGUACGCGAAGAUGGUGGAGAAAUGAAGUAGCUGUGCCAUUUUUAUGUCGCUCCGGAUGCUGUUUGUGAAUCGUCAUUCAGGUCGUGCUGGUCUCCGUGGAAAGUGUGCAUGGUUGAACGUGCAUGGUUGGGGCUUGUGGCACCCUUUAGUUUAGUAUGCCUGCUGUCUCCCGCCCGAAACGUUCCGUGUGCUGAAGCGCUGAAAUGGUUUUAAUGAACUGAACUGAAUGCAACUAGAAAGGUGUUGUGUGGUAAAGUGUUGAAUGCGCGCGCGCGCACGUGUUUGUGUGUUUGGUUUAAGAAUCUGCGAACUGAAACAUCCCAAUGCCGGCCGCUGCGGCGAUGGUUUCGAUGUCGAGCGAACCGUCAUACUACGACGGACCGAAAAAAAGUUCCGGCAAAUUUCUGACCCACUUUGCGCGCCGAUUGCGCAUCGGCAAAGGUUCGAAAUCGAAACCGUCCGCCAGUGUGAACGGACUGAUAGAGAUGGACUCGGAGGAGGAUCGACACGGUGGCGAUACGGAAGAGAUUGUGAUACUGCGCCAUGCACCGGACGAGAUACUGACCGGUGGUAGUUCCGGUGCCGAAUCGUCCACGAUGGUGUUGGUGGUACCGGCUGCGGCCGUUGUGACAGCACCAUCCUUCAAGCGGGGCCACUCGUUCCGCCAGAGCCUGAGCUAUCUGCUCAAGCGCAACCGGCCAAAGCUGACGGAACGGUCCUGCACCAGUGAUAGCGACGUGGUACACGAACUGGACGAAGAUACGGCCAAUGUACGCACGUCCAAACGGCCCGUGCUGGAUGCCUUCCUGCCGGAGCAAAUACCCGCCAAACGACACAGCACCGGUGACAUCUUUAACGAGGAUCUGGACGCUAAUAUACGUGCCCAGGGGUUAGCUGCGACCGGUGGACGGCAUCGGCGCGUACAUUCGGAUACUACCAGUUACGGACAUACGGACAAGACGAGUUCCAAGGCUGGACAACACAAAUCCGCCAACAGCGUUGGACUGGGGACGCGUCCACUACCACUGUCCUCCACGAUAGAACCUCUCAGCAGUGUGGAAACCCCCGGUGGACAACCGGAGGGUGCGGCCCACCUGAAUGUACUCUCACGCAGCCCUAGUCAUUCGACAGCGAAGAGCGAUCCUAAAUCGCUCAAAUCGCUAUCACCGUCGGCACGGUCGUCCACGAUACGCAGCUCUAGUCCACAUCCACUGAAAUCGUUCAGCAGCACGCGGGACACCGUCGACAAGCCGGAAAAGCACCACAAGAAGAAGGAGGGUGGUAUAUCAUGGGAGCAGAAAAAGUUUGCCCAACAUUUCGCACAGGUGCCGGACGAUGAGGUCGUGCUGGAUUAUUUUUCCUGCGCUCUUGUUGGCGACAUCCUCCUGCAGGGUUAUCUUUACAUUACGCAGAACUAUUUCGCCUUCUACUCGAACGUGUUUGGCUAUGUAACGAAGCUACUCAUCCCGACCGUUUCCGUGCUGGACAUAUCGCGUGAGAAGACGGCCUACAUGUUCCCGAAUGCGGUCGGUGUGAAGACACGCGACGAUCGGCACGUGUUCGGAAGCUUUCUAAGCCGGGAAGCCGCCUACUAUCUGAUGUGCAGCGUGUGGGAAAGGGCAACAACGCCAAUGAGCGACUCGUUGGGCAGUAUCCAGCAUAGCCGGCUGGCACCGUUGCACGCGGAAGGUUCGGAAGGUUCGUUGGAUGAGGACAGCAGUUGCUACGAUGGUAACGAAAGUUCGUUCCACGGGAAGGACGAAAUGCCCGAUCUGCUCGACUCGGGAGACUCUCACGAGAAGCAGUUGAAUAUGACCGAAGGUGGCGGUACGAACCAUUCGUCCGAUGAUUCCACCGUGCUGCAAAAACAGAAGAAACUUAAAAAGGAACUGCUGCUCAAAUCGCCCGCAAUCGUGAAAAGUCCGGCCAUUCUCAAGGUGGCGGUUGCGGCCGGUGCACUGGAAGGGUUGAAGGGUGAUAAAACGAUACCGAUGCUGGCGGGUGGUUUGAUCGGUGAUGGGAUGGGCGGUGGUGGUACUGCCCGUGGUGUUUACGGUGACGGUGCCGGCCGUAGCAAACUGUCCCUUAUUAAGCAAAAGCUCCGGCACAUCCUUCCCUCCGAUUUUGGUAUUAUACACAUAGGAUUAAUAUUGGCUGUCCUGCUGGCUCUGUUUUCCUGCUUUCUGGCGUACAAGAUUCACGCUUUACAGGCCCGUCUAGCCGCGCCACCCAUUCGAUUGGGUGACGAUACUGACUUUUAUCUCGAUGUACUCCGGUGGCAGAAGCGAUUGCACAGCAAGAGCAAGGAGGAAGCUCAGAUCGUACUAAACUCGAACCUGGAGCAGAUCAUUAAGGUGCGCAAAAGUUUGGAAACGCUCUCACUGUUGAUCCAGGACUCGGCGACGGAAGGUAGCGGAGCGGACGAACAUGGGUUACUGGGCGCAAUGAUUGCGGACGGUGCCAGCAGCGUGCUCGAAGACAGUGGUAGUUUAAAUCAACAGUACUUCCACGAGGACGCUACAUAGCAAGCUUUAUGAGUAGGGUAGGCGGAUAACGUUCGGCAUGAAUGCUCCCGAUAGCAGACAGCACAUGGAACCUUACGUGUAAGAAACCCAUCAAUGAGAGAAUAGAGAGAGACAGAGACAGCAACAGACAAACGUGGAUCGGGGAGAUAAGUUGCCGGCAACGAGGAAGAAAAGACCACAAGUCUUUGGGAAAUGUUAGGUGUUUUGGUGGGAAGAUAUGAAAUGCGUCGCUGUGGGCGCAUGUGUGAUUUUGUACCUUUAGCAGAACGUGUUUCGUUGUUGAUCUUUAAUUUAUUAUUAACUUUUUUUUCGUGACGUUUAGUUUGAUAACUAAUUUAAUAGAAACAAAAUAGAUACAACCUAGUGAGAAGCGCACUAGCUGAGGUGAGAAAGUGUAGUGCGGGGCGGUAUAGUUCACUCAGAAGAUGCAUUUAACGCAGCAGGGUUUUGCUGAGAUGAUAAGCCACGGUAUCUACGAGUGAUUUGUAUUUGUUUUAAUAGUUAAAAAUCCGUAAAACUAGUUCGAUUAUGAUGAUGAUGAUGAUGAUGAUGAUGUGUGUAUGUCAUCGUUUGUUGGUCGUUGACCAUCAAAAGUAGUAGCUUUUUUAUAUACAGUACAUAUGCGGGUUGCGGGACAACACUCUACAGAACAGAAAUGCCAAAAAACCGCCACCGCCACGAUCAUGCUUUUCUUCCCCGUUUUUUCCACCCCCCGAAAGGACACCAACUGUGUGGGCCGCCGCUUGAAGUUAGUUCCUUCAAACAGGCAAACUAAUAGCAAUAUAAUAGAACGGUUAAAGCAAACAUUCACCGAACGAGGGCCGAUAUGAUGGAAGAUGUAAGGGAAACAUUGUCAAGUCAAGUAGUAUCCAUAUUAGCCUACAGGAAUAGAACUAAAAACAACAAUAACCUCCCAACCGCGACGAAAAGCGUGCGGAAAACAAAUUCUUGUUUCGUUUGCUUUUGCUACCCAUCUUAAAAAGGAAGAUAAACCCGCCCGCCGCCUAACGGAACCGUUUUUUUAGGGGCCCGCUAAUGUAUUUUUGUACGCGACUAAGCGCAAUCAGCGUGUGCACGGUUCCGCUUGCCUUUCGGUUCUUUCUUUUAGUUUUGUUUUUGAAACCAUUUAUCUCGAUAUAGCAGUUUGCUGACAAAAUAAAAAAGAAAACCGCGUCGAUUAGAUUUACAUACAAAAACGGUAGAACAAACGUAAAUGUAGAAAGUGUAGGCGAAAGUUUAACGAAACGUUUGCUCAACAAAUGAAGGGUAGCAACAGGAUGAAUAGCGGUUUUUUGGAGAGAGUUUACAACCAUUUUGCUUGCGAAUGUUUUGUGUUUCUCUCGUACCCUACUUACGCUUCAUUGUGUUGUAAAUAAUUCGGUUUUCUUUUUAUUGACUGUCUCCGAUCAUGUAAUUCGUCAUCUAUUGGUGCCAUAGCUUAUCGUUUGGUUUUCCUCAUUAGCUCAAUUGGAUGAACGAAAUGGAAGGAUGCGAGGAUGUGUAGCGCGUGUAGGGUUUUUAAAUUAAUAACACUAGACAAAACAAAAAAACUUUCAGUUUCGAGCGAUCUUUCGGGGUCCCUUCACUGUCUGCAAUAAAUUAGGUACAUUGUGGUGUGAUCUUACGUGCGGAAACGUCCUCGUACGUGUAUGAAUGUGCAAUCGAAUUGCAUUUCUGUGGACAUUACUAUCGCAAACAGGCAGGCAUAUGCAGCAGUAGAAGCAGAGCUUCAUAUCAAUUAUCGCAAAAUGGUCACGACACGGUGGGAACUCGUCAAAACACAAGCACAUGGCGCACAAUAAUAUUUCGAAUGGGAACAGGGUACUAGCUGCUCGGCUAGACGAGUCGUUGCGUUCUAUCAGUAAGACCAAAACGGGACAUGGGCUAAGCCCGCUAUAGCGAGAUAGGAGAGGUAAAGCAAGUGAAGAGACUUAAGGCCUGGGAAGUGAUCAAUUAAGCAAAACAAAAUGGAUUGGGAAGUUAAGAAAGAUGAACCGUACUAGAAAACAAAUGUCUGUGAUAUGUAUGCAAACGUACAUGAAGGAAUGGAAAAGGGGAAACCUGAACGGAACGGAAGAGAGGGGCCACUUCUAUUCUGCAAGGAAUUAACAACAAUGGCAGUGACAACAGUGAGGCGACUAGGAAAGAACAUAAGCAAUGUAGCAAAGGAAAUGGGCGCAAAUCACAGAACAAACGAACGACAGUGCAAAGGAACACCGCCAACAGUUUAUGUUUCAACUAAAUCGGGUUUUUUUCUGUUUUUGUAUUCCCUGCCCCCUCAUAUUGCUAUCCCCACGCUUAUUCCCUUGCUUUUGGAGACUUUGUUGGUUAGAGGUGUUAAGAGAGCAAGAAAACAUACAGGUGGUGUUAGAGAACACCAACGUUCGUUUUUGACUUAUUUCGAUUUUAUUUUUGUUGACGGUAUGUUACGAUGUAGAAAUUAAAGACAUACGAAAGCAAAUAAAACCGUAUCUUGAACUAUGAAAAGCACA
Messenger RNA from Anopheles funestus (African malaria mosquito), 6810 nucleotides. Its product is annotated as GRAM domain-containing protein 2B-like. Gene Ontology annotation, molecular function: sterol binding; sterol transfer activity. The transcript is spliced from 8 exons. Lineage: Eukaryota; Metazoa; Arthropoda; Insecta; Diptera; Culicidae. The record is from RefSeq and is a predicted model, not a curated record. Gene Ontology annotation, biological process: intracellular sterol transport. The coding region runs from base 2117 to 4318 and encodes 733 amino acids. Gene Ontology annotation, cellular component: endoplasmic reticulum membrane; plasma membrane; endoplasmic reticulum-plasma membrane contact site.